AUGCACAGGAAAAAAUUUAAUCGAGAAAAGCAGAAACUUCAGUUGCUACAAAGAAGUGGUGCUGGUUCAUCAUUUACGACACCGUGGCCGUUAAUGUCAUUUUUUGAAUUUAUGUUUGAUCAGAAGACACCUAGAGAAACUAGUAGCAGUGUUAUUUUAGAGAGAAAUAAUAUAUAUUCACCUUCGUCAAUUAUGGAGGCAGAAGUAGUUCCUGAACCUUCAUUAGAUCAAUCUAGUCUGACCAACCUAGAAUUUGAUAGUCAAAUUAAUCAAUUUAAUUUAAUUAAUGACCAUCAAGAGGCAUCUGCUACUCCACCUGUAGUGAACCUUAAUCGUAAUUUAGAAAUACCAAGGGAAAUGCCCUUUACUCCUAUUAGUGCUCCAAUUCCUGGGCUCAAUGUACCAAUUGUUUGGGUUUUGGGAGGACCAGGUUCUGGAAAGGGUACUCAAUGUGAAAAAAUAGUAGAAAGAUAUGAACUCACUCACUUAUCCACCGGUGAUUUACUUCGAGCUGAGGUAGAAAGCGGUUCGGAGCUAGGAGUAGAACUUCAAGAGGCAAUGAAAAAAGGCGAGCUAGUUUCAAACGAAACAGUUUUAUCUAUCCUAAGAGAAGCCAUGGUGAGAGCUCUUCCCACUGCCAAAGGAUUCUUGAUUGACGGCUAUCCAAGGGAGAAGCAGCAGGGCAUAGAUUUCGAAAAUAACGUCGGCCCUCUGACCAUAGCUGUAUAUUUCGAAGCCUCCGAUCAGAUAUUGAUAGAAAGGUUGCUAGAGCGAGGGCUGACAUCAGGAAGAGCUGAUGACAACAUUAAAACCAUUAAACAAAGACUACAAACAUUCAAAACGCAUAAUGAUGCUAUUUUGGCACAAUGGGGCGACAAAAUAAAAAGGGUUGACGCUGAGAGAACAACACAAAAAAUUUUCGAAGAUGUCAUGGCCAUAUUGGACCCAGUGCUGCCCUAAACAGAUGAACCAACGUUUUACAUACGGUCUAAAUAUAAUUAGGGAAAACACAAAUGACACCAAAUUUUACUUUAGGAAAUACUUUUAUUAUUAAUUUAUUUAUUGCAAUAUAUAUUUUCACUCUUUAAUUAUUUGAUUUACCAAAAAUAGAACCCUUACUACAUCGUUCCAUUUUAAUCAUUAUAAAAUCCUAU
Molecule: messenger RNA, 1154 nt
Organism: Psylliodes chrysocephalus
Lineage: Eukaryota; Metazoa; Arthropoda; Insecta; Coleoptera; Chrysomelidae
Source: the annotation of a GenBank genome assembly